Molecule: messenger RNA, 1125 nt
Organism: Sordaria macrospora k-hell
Lineage: Eukaryota; Fungi; Ascomycota; Sordariomycetes; Sordariales; Sordariaceae
Source: RefSeq, a predicted model, not a curated record
AUGUCAAACCGCGAAGAACCACCGCCCUCGUACGAGCAAGCUAUUGCAAGCUCCGGCCCUCGCGACACCCGUCCAGGCACAAGCGGCGGCACAUCAUCACGACCGGGCACCAGCGGCGGAGCCAACAUCCACACCGACAACCUCCUUCACGUCCCCGGCGACGACCACCACGGGCACGAGGGAAUCCCGACCCCAACUCGCCUUAGCAUGGAAGACGAGCUCCGUCCUCUCCCCGAAGGCUGGGUACGCACCUACGACCCGGAAACCAACCACCAAUUCUUCGUCGACACCAAAGCCGACCCCUUCCGCUCCAUCUGGCACCACCCCUACGACGACGACCAGUUUCUCAACUCGCUACCUCCCGCCGAGCGCGACCGCAUCGAGCAGUUGAAGCGGCAGCAACACCACGACCCUGUCCACAGCCAUUCCCGGCCUGGCUCGUCUUCUCGAGCUUCAGCUUCAGGCUCAAGAGCUCACAGCCCACAACCACCCCGUUCACCAGCCCGUGAUCCAACCCUCCAAGAGGUAGCCGCCCAUCUCCAACGCACCGGCGGCCGGACCCGACCACAGGUCCACGGCCAUGACCACCACGCGAGCGACGACGAACAGAAAACCUUCGGCCGCAAGCUCAAAGACAAACUCACCGGCACCACACACAACGAGCGCGUAGAGGCACGAGCAGCCCGCGAAAAAGCCGAGCGCGAAGCUCUCCAGCAACAUCUCCUCUUGCGCAGAGCGAUGCAAAAAGCCAUGGAAACUAGUCGGCCCCAGCUUCUCGGAAAAGACGAUAACGGCGUGGAUCUGUACCUCGAGCCGCCUGGACACAUGUUCCCUGGGGUGGCGGGCGUUAAGCCGCUUACACCCUGGUUGAGCGAGGUGUAUUAUGAGAGGGAUAGGACGAAUGGGGGUGUGAGGCAGCCGGGACCGCCUGGACGGUAUUUGAGGCCCGAGGGGAGUAUGUAUGGUUUCGGGUAUGGGGGGUAUGAUUGUGGGCCUAUGGGAGGGGGACGGUAUGCUAGGCCUGUGGGGCCGUAUCAGAGGCCGAUGAGGCCGGUUGGGUAUGGAGGGGGAUUGGGACUGCCGUUGAUGGCGCCCAUGUUGGGGGUGUCAUGUUGGGGAGUUUGA